AUGACGACGAUGACGACCGAAGACCAUCGCAGUCGAACGAGAAUUAACAAGUCGGAACGCGCUAAAUUAUUCGAGGAACAUGCCGACCUGUUGGAUCUCUUCGCGAGCUUUGCCGAGCUCAAGACGAAGGAGGAACAGGCAACGUCCGAAGAGCUGAAGGAGCACGCCAACAAGGUGAUGAACACACUAGACGAAGGUAUCCGAGGGCUGGACGAUCUCGAUACGUUCUUCGAGUUCCUGCAUCAGGUGGGCGCGUCCCAUCGGCGGAUUCCCGGCUUCAAGCAGGAGUACUUCUGGAGAAUAGAGGAACCUUUCCUGUCGGCGGUAUCGACAACGCUCGGCGACCGGUACACCCAAAACGUCGAGGGCAUCUACAAGGUGACUAUCAAGUUCAUAAUCGAAACGCUGAUCGCAGGAUAUGAAUCAAGUGCCAACAAUAACGACGACGUCAACAAUGCGAAUCUAUCGUCAUCCGGUGCGGCGGGAGCGUCGGGCGAGGCGAAAAAAACCUCUUGAACUCCGACGGCCCCAGCGGAAUAAUAAAAAAAUCAUCCAAAACCAAAACUAGCGAAAAACCAAGGGUAAAAUAGGAAAACCAAAAACCAAAACUGUAUAGCGAUUAAAAAGUGUGACUAUAACGGAAAUUAUUGCACACAAAACAGACACAAAUCCAGUUCGUUUUUGUAGGAUAGAAAUCGCACUAAGUCGACCGUUGAUAAGUAUAAAACUUGUGAUUUGAGGAGCCAGUGUGUUUGUUCUCGAGUGUGUAAAUAAUAAAAAAUAAAAUCGAUGCCAUCAUUAUCGGGGAAAGUUGAGGCGGACACGAAACGUUAGAGAGUAGGACUAUAGAAAACAGAAGGAGAUUCAACCAAAAAAAAAGUAAAAAAAAUAAGAGAAUCAACCGGUAACAUUAGGAUGCUUUCCCAGCCAACUUAACGACAGCAUCCUUUCCUUUUUCCAGCCCCUGACGACACAAUGACAUCCUUUUUGUAUACCAACACUCACACUCUCCUUCUCUGUCUCUCAGAAAAAUACUUACUACUAGAAACAAAAUGUGCAGGACACUCGAAAUCUUUUGUAUAUGCAUUUAAAGCGUUUAUAAGUCUAUAUAUCUAGAACAAACAAACAAACAUGAAUGGAGAGGACAGAAUCAGCCGGGGAAAGGAAAAAUUUAAGGCACAGAUUAAAAGCAAGCAAGCAUUCGUUUGCCUGAACGAUCAUAAGAGGACCUCUUCUGUCAACCGAAUCUCUGUCGGCGGUGGUGGCGGCAGCGGGGCAGAUGAACGAAAUUAGACGACUAAGGACGACCGCCCCGGUUAGUGGACCGAGCAACAGUCGACUCGACAGACACACAGUCAGAGAGAUGCGAUGCUG
Uranotaenia lowii is the source of this 1374-nucleotide messenger RNA. Its product is annotated as myoglobin-like. The coding region runs from base 1 to 516 and encodes 171 amino acids. The record is from RefSeq and is a predicted model, not a curated record. Gene Ontology annotation, molecular function: oxygen binding; heme binding. The transcript has 3 exons. Lineage: Eukaryota; Metazoa; Arthropoda; Insecta; Diptera; Culicidae.